AUGCACUUCCCCGUUCUUCCCGCCGUCUCCCUUGUCUUUUUCGCCGCUGGUAUCGUUCACGCUGUCUCCUUCGAUUGGGAUUGUACGAACUCGCUGGGGACGUGCAACAACGCCUGCUAUGUCGUGAACCAUGGGCUCACCAGUGGAACGCUAACAUAUGACGCCAACAAGGCCAACCGCAGCCCGCGCCGCACGGCGUCUGGCUGCAACCGUAGGCCAUGCACCAACACGAACUACAACCAGUGGGGCAACUCGUGUGACGAGUACCCAUUUGCUAGCACACACGAGGGAGGUGCGGGCACGAUCCUGCGCUGUGUUGUUGACACGGACAAUCACAGCGAAGGAGGACAGCUCGGUAAUUUUUAUAAAACCAUCAAUGAUGGUGACCACACCUUCUGCGAUACACUCACUGCCAACGACGACGGCAGCGAGUUCCGCCUCGUGAAUGGCGCUUUCCAGAACGUCAAGCUCCGCCGCAAUAUGGGUUUUAUGGAUGCUGUGUCCCGCGUCUCAGGCAAGAAGUUCCGCGAGUUCGAGGACAAGAGUGGCAGAAGGCUUCUCCUGCUCAACCAAGAUGCGACUGGCGACUUCGUCGGCACCCAGGUUUUCAGCGAUGGCAACAUGAUAACGAUCACUAAGGAGAUCAUCUAA
Messenger RNA from Bipolaris sorokiniana ND90Pr, 651 nucleotides. RefSeq lists its product as uncharacterized. The record is from RefSeq and is a predicted model, not a curated record. The coding region runs from base 1 to 651 and encodes 216 amino acids. Lineage: Eukaryota; Fungi; Ascomycota; Dothideomycetes; Pleosporales; Pleosporaceae. The transcript is spliced from 4 exons.